Phlebotomus argentipes is the source of this 4447-nucleotide messenger RNA. RefSeq names its product VWFA and cache domain-containing protein CG16868. The coding region runs from base 348 to 4271 and encodes 1307 amino acids. The record is from RefSeq and is a predicted model, not a curated record. The transcript is spliced from 4 exons. Gene Ontology annotation, molecular function: voltage-gated calcium channel activity. Gene Ontology annotation, cellular component: voltage-gated calcium channel complex. Lineage: Eukaryota; Metazoa; Arthropoda; Insecta; Diptera; Psychodidae.
GACAAGUUUACGAAAUUCUUCACUUGGACGCAUUUUGUCUGUGUUUUAUUCGCAUUUAUUCGUGACUUUAUCCCAGAAGUUUUGCCACAAAUACUUUCACAAGAUCCUCAACAGUGCAUAUCAGUUGUUUCUCACAUCGCCGCUGUCCAAUUUUCAGUGAUUUCGCGUGUGUGAAAAAUGUAAUAAAAUCCAUUGAAGGAAAUCCUCCACCGGAGCAAAGAAUGGAAGGAAAAUUUGAUAUCGUUGAUUGAGCUGUGCCGCCAGCGAUAAGGUGGAACAUUGGCAGUUGAUAGUGGGAAAUUAGUCGUCUGAUAAGGGGAGUGAGAGAAUGUUUGGGAAGCUUUGAUAUGCUGGCCCUGCUUUUUGCCGCUACGCUGUUGCUCUCGCUGGUCGGGGGCAACAGCGAUGUCGGAAGUCACUAUGUACCUGUUAUUCUGAACGGAAGUGCCACCGUGAGUGUCCGGAGACUAACGGAUGCCCCGCCUGAAGAACCGCCGCGUGUUCAGAGACUCGCAAGGCGCCUUGAGGAGCGCUUCCGAGAAAUUCGGGAUGCCGAACUGGGUGUUCCUGAUGUCCAGGAGAUGUUUGAUCUGAUGGAAUUCGCGCCGGUGAUGAGGGAUGACGUGGAAACGGUGAAGAGGAUGUCCCAACGCCUGGCGGCGAAGAUGGAGAAAGCACACCUGGUCAUCUCCAGCCUUAAGGACUUCAUCGUGGACACUGCCGAGCAACUUAAUCGCACAGGAUUGAACUCCGUCACAUUUCCCUGUCCGUUCAGGGCAUCGGCUCCGCCCUCUAUUCAGUACGAUCGCCAGCAAAUUGAGAUUGUGAACUUCAUGAAGACAUUAGAGGAUGUUAAGCAGACUGAGGAUCAGUUCGAGACAUCCUUGACGGAUGAACUGAAAAAAUUCUCUCACAGCACUGCUCACUUUAAGCGGCAGUUUUUCCUGGCAACCAGUGACAAUGCCGUAGACAAAAAUUGUCCAGACAAUCAACACCUCAGGACACUUUUCACCUCGGCAAUCGCUGGAAAAAGAAUCCUUCUCCUCGUAGACCACGGAAGUUCUCUCAAUAUGGAUCAACUGGAGUUGACAAAGGCUACAGCAAAGAGUGUAGUUGGUCUUCUGCAUGCCACGGACUUCAUAUCCGUGAUUAGCAUAUCAGAUCGCGUGGGAGUUUUCACGCCAGAGAGGAAAUCCUGCACUCCUGAACAGAUGCACGCUGCCACGCUAGAUAAUCGCGUGAAAUUGACAAAAUUCCUGGACGGACUCAAUAAAACCAAGGCACAAACUAAUCAUACGCUUGGCUUUGAGUAUGCCUUCAAGCUUUUGGUGGGCAUUCAACAGGACUCUGAGAUUAAGAGUGGCCAAUUUAUGUUUCUCUACAUAAGUCGUGGCUUGCUGUCCUCCUUGGCGGACGCCACAGGGGUUCUGGAGGUGAUAGCAUCAGGCCAGAGAAGAUUGAAGAAUCCUGUGGUCAUCAACACAAUUCAAGUGGUUCUGGACGAGAAGAGGAUAAUGUAUGAAACACAAUUUCUCUGGGACAUCACUGUGCAAGACUACAGGAAGCACAAGAUAGAAGGAGCAGAAUCGUCGGAGGCUGGGAUUAUGCUGACGGUGAAUAAGUAUCGAAUGGAUGAGGUUUAUAUGAAUGUCACAGCGCUGUUUAGUCAGAUGUUCAAAGAAGGACAUCUCAGGGAGAAUAUCACCAUUCAUCAGCCGUACAUGGAUCCAGACACGAAAGAUAUCCUCGUCAGCGUGACUCAAACUUGCGAUCGCUUUGGAGUUUUCGGUGUGGAUCUCUAUCUCAAUGAUCUGGUUGAAGAUGUUCUGUACUACAAUAAGUAUCCAGACUCUUAUGCCUUCAUUGUGGAUCGGAAUGGCAGUGUCAUUUCUCAUCCAUCUUUUGCGGACCGUGCUUCGGCAGUUGAGAUGAUUUUUCCCACCGACAUUAGCAUGAUCGAACCGCCACCCUUCACGUCCACCAUCCGAGAUGAGAUGCUGCAGGAGAUUUUCAGCACACACUCCUUGCGAGAUGACACCACAAAUGACACGGUUACCUUCACGUGGCAUCAUGUGAUGGAUUCUUAUGUGAUUUGUGUGGUUACACGCGUUGGAGGAGUGAAUCGCUCUCCGGUGGUGUUGAAAAGAGUUCUCCCUGGGAUUCACUACUACGCUCAACAUCACAAUGAAGUGUCUCUGGCGGCGCUGGAUAUACUAUAUCACAGAUUGGACCUAAUCCCACCGCCAGGAGGGAAGAUAAUGUGUCGACACUUUAAGCAAAUUGCCACAAUGGAUUGUGGGACGCUCUUUCUCAGUCCAGGAGCUUUUCAGUCGCCCUUUGUGUUUGUGCGGAAUAGCCGAGAGAGCACAUCUAAAGCUACAAUUCACAAUAUUCAGACUUUGAUGGCGUACAUCAAAGACAAGACGAGUCUUCUCGCCAAUCCCGGCUUGUUGCCAGCAGUGAGGAAUGAUGUGACUGCGCUAACGCAUAUCAUUGGAUACCUGAAAAAGAAACACUUGCGCGAGGGACCGCUUAAGAACUUCAUAAUUCGCCGAUAUGUGGCGUCUAUCAACGGAGUUUUGAUGGUGUAUCCAGGUUCCCAAGUGAAUAAUCAACUGGAGAUAUACCAGAGACCGUGGUUUGGCCGGGCUAUUGCUUAUCCAGGAAGGAUUGUUGUCACUGAACCUUAUCUGGAUGCUGGAGGUGCGGGAUAUAUUGUCACGAUCGCUCACACAAUUUUCGAGGGGAAGCACAAUGCUAUGCACAAUGCUCAGAGAGACACUCCAAUCGGCGUGGUGGCUCUCGAUCUCACCAUGGGCUUCCAUUAUAAGCUGGUGAUGGAAUCAGGUUCCUUUUGUUCAGAAGCUAAUGUCAAGUGCUUCCUCAUGGAGGAUCGCGGAUACUUAAUAGCACAUCCCAGUAUUCUAGAACCUGUCACAGGGCUGAAUCCGAGGCGACCUCUUGAGCACAUCACGCAUCGGGAGUCUUUCGUGGCAAAUGACAUAUUGAAUCACAAGGAUUUGGUGCAGAAAAAGCUGUGCAAUGUGUACGCCAAUAGAACAAUUCAGAGAUAUUACCAAUUCAACAUAUCUUUGACGGAUGUUCUCACGAAUGUUGUGCACGGCGAGAGAACAAAGUACCAAAUCUCUGUUGUGCCGGGAACUAAUAUCUUUGUGGGUGUUCUCAACGCGUCCAAUGAUGGGGGCGCCUUUUGUCCCUGCAGCACUAUGGAUCGCCUCUGUUUGAAUUGUAAUCGCAUGGAACAGACAGAGUGUGAGUGCCCCUGCGAGUGUCCUCUUCGCUAUGAGUCUCUUGCGAGUGCCCCAGGAGCAUCCAAGUGUGCUCAAGACUCCCAGGAGAGCGAGGCGGAGGAUCAGCGAUUGGGAGCCGAUGGGGUGUGCAUGCCUUUUAUGCCAGAAGCAGCUACAUCCUCUGUCCUAACAUAUUCAGUGGAUGAUCUGGAAUUGAGGGCAUGCGUGAAUGUUGUGUGUGAUCUCUAUGCCACGCAAAAUGAGUGCCUGGGCGUCGUGGGAUGCGAAUGGUGCCAAGUGGAUGUGGAUGGAGAGACAGUAUUCACACAACCUUUCUGCACAUCCAUGCAGUCAUGCUUCAAUGGAAUUCUGGGAUCAGCAACGCCAUACGGAGAUGCUCAGUUGGGUUCAACCAUUGUGGAUCCGCUGAUUCCUCCAGCAUAUUCAGCUAUUGGUCCCGUGGCGGGAGCCACAAUUGCACUAUGCCUCGUGGUGGGAUUUGCCAUGUAUUGCUACAGGCAGAAUCAGGACCCAGGCGGGGCAGAGCACUUGUACGGAGACUCGCAGGGCGAGAAUCAAUUAGAUGUGCCCAUGGCGAGACUUAAUUUUGACGACAUGGCGCACGAUGACGGCGAUAUGGGCAAUAGUUCCAAUCAGAACCUCCUACCUGCGCCGGGCACUGGCAUCAUGAUCCCCGAGGUGUCCCCAUAUCGGGCCCCCUCGGCAUGUCGACGUCCCAAUGCUGCAGAUUCUGAUCAUGGCUACUCCACAAUGACCCCACACGAGGACUCGGAAAAUCUGUGCUUCACCCUGGCUGAUCCACUGCUCACGCACAAGCGUCUCUCCAUGUCAGACUCCGCUUCGAUCAGCACCAGUGUUUCCAGUCCUACAAAUUGUCGGCCGUUGGGUUUGGAGAGGCACCUCGUGGCGCCUCCUGAGAGCACCACAGUGCUCCCUGCGUCGCCACACCUUGUGCUGGCGCCCGUGACGGUGCAUCGACAGAUGGAAGCCACCUCGUGAUCAUUUAUGUAUCACAAACUAUUUUAUAGUGCCAAAUUUUCAUCAAUGCUCUCAUGCCAAGGGGUUUAUCAAACAAACAAGAGGAAACCAGUACAAAUUAUAGGCAUUUUCUUAUCCGCAUUUAAACUUCAGAUUCAGGAUUUUCUUAGACUACCAACUGCAACAAGUUUUUUUUU